Lactuca saligna is the source of this 969-nucleotide messenger RNA. The record is from the annotation of a GenBank genome assembly. NCBI's taxonomy places the organism in Eukaryota, Viridiplantae, Streptophyta, Magnoliopsida, Asterales, Asteraceae.
AUGCGCGUCUCUUAUAACAAAAUCACAGGGACCGAUAUUGAUAUUAAUUCUAGGGCUUUUUUAAGACUCAAAACACUCACUCACUCAGCGCUCUCUACAAUCGAUCCGGAGACCUCGCCUCGCUUCCGGCAACCCCUUGCUCACUUCUCCUCAUCGAUGGAUCCUCGAGGAUGCGGAAAAAUUGCGGUGUUGGAUCUUGUUCUAGAGGAUUUGCUGAAAGAAUAUCCUGAAAUGAUCUCAGAGGCAGAUAUAUGCACAAUGGCUGACCGGAAAGAGCAUCUGCUCCCACCAAAACCUACAUCAGCUAUAAAUCUAUAUGUGGUGGAAUUACAAAGACGAUUGAAAGCUACAGGGGUUGGUGUGGUGUGGCAAUCUGAAGGGGCAAAGUUGAAUAGACGAAUGGGAAAUUCAAAUAGAUCCUUAGGGUUGAAGAUCUUCAAUGGUCAGUUUGAAGAGCUUCAUCAAAGACAAUCUCAAUGGACCGUUCCUGAAACAGAGCUUAGAGAAUCUAUCAUACUUGCAGUUGUUGAAGUCUUGUUGCCUGUAUACGAAUCUUUCAUUAAAUGUUUUGGUUACAGGGCACUUGUUGAGAAUGGGAAGAAUCCCAUUAAGUACAUAAGGUCCUCUCACAAAGGAGGAUGCUAUUGUAAAUAUAAUGGGACGACAUUAUCAAUUCGUAUCUUCAAUUCAGUCUCGUCUAAAGCAAUGGAUGAUCCAUUUGUGGUUCUAGAAACUGCAUCAACACCUACCACAUUACCCCCAAGUGUUUUUAUUGAUCCACUGGAAACAGUUCACAAGAUGAAUAAAUCUGAGAGCACUAAUACUGGACCUGCAACGUUAAGCAUCCCACAUUUGGUGACAUCACUCAAAAUCGGCUUAGAAGCAACACAAGAAGCUGCAUUGGACACGCUAUUUCUUCUGAGGCUAGCAUGGUCUGCAUGCCCUAUUGAUGUCUCCAAAUCUAGUUGA